This is a messenger RNA of Musca domestica (house fly), 1591 nucleotides long. RefSeq names its product acetyl-CoA acetyltransferase, mitochondrial (gene Acat1). The transcript has 2 exons. Gene Ontology annotation, molecular function: acetyl-CoA C-acetyltransferase activity. The record is from RefSeq and is a predicted model, not a curated record. Gene Ontology annotation, biological process: fatty acid beta-oxidation. Lineage: Eukaryota; Metazoa; Arthropoda; Insecta; Diptera; Muscidae. The coding region runs from base 104 to 1342 and encodes 412 amino acids.
UUCGUGUGGAACACAUUCACACACAUUAGGUUCAACCUGUUGGUGGAGCAAGGCAUUCCUUAUUAUUUGUGUUUUUUUUCCGUAGAAGUGGUUCGCUAUAAGUAUGUCGGCAUUUUUGAAGGCUUCCAGAUUAAUGGGCUCUGUGGCUCCAGCCCGUUUCUUUAGCUCAAAGAUCAAUGAUGUUGUCAUUGUCUCGGCCGCUCGUACACCUAUGGGCAGUUUCCAAUCGCAGUUGGCUCCCAUGAGUGCCACUCAAUUGGGUGCCGUUGCCAUUGAAGCUGCUGUCCAAAGAGCUGGCAUCAGCAAGGAAGAUGUCCAAGAAGUCUACAUGGGUAAUGUAGUAUCUGCUGGUUUGGGUCAAGCCCCAGCCAGACAAGCUGCCAUCUUUGCGGGUUUGCCCAAAAAUGUUUGCUGCACCACUGUUAACAAAGUUUGUUCCUCUGGCAUGAAGGCUGUUAUGAUUGCCAGCCAAUCUUUGAUGUUGGGUCAAUCGGAAAUUGCUGUUGCCGGUGGCAUGGAAUCCAUGUCCAAUGUCCCCUACUACUUGAAGAGAGGUCAAACUCCAUAUGGUGGCGUUAACCUUAUCGAUGGUAUUGUCUUUGAUGGUUUGUGGGAUGUCUACAACAAAUUCCACAUGGGCAACUGUGCUGAAAAUACUGCCAAGAAAAUGGGCAUCACUCGUCAAGAUCAGGAUGAUUUUGCCAUCAGUUCUUAUAAACGUUCCGCCAAGGCCUGGAGCGACAAAGUCUUUGAUGCUGAAAUUGCCCCUGUGACCAUUAAACAAAAACGCAAGGAUGAUGUUAUCGUGGCCGAAGAUGAAGAAUACAAACGUGUCAAUUUCGAUAAAUUUGGCAAAUUGUCGACCGUCUUCCAAAAGGAAAAUGGCACAGUAACAGCCGGCAAUGCUUCCACAUUGAACGAUGGCGGUUCUGCUGUUGUCUUGAUGACCGCUGAUGUAGCUGCCAAAAUGAACCUGAAACCUUUGGCCCGUGUUGUUGCCUUCCAAGAUGCCGAAACAGAUCCCAUUGACUUCCCCAUUGCUCCCGCCUUGGCCAUACCAAAAUUGUUGGAAAAGGCCGGUGUCAAGAAGGAAGAUGUUUCCAUGUGGGAAAUCAACGAAGCCUUCUCUCUGGUCGUUUGUGCCAACAUCCGUAAAUUGGAUGUUGAUCCCAACAAAGUGAACAUCCAUGGUGGUGCUGUAUCGCUGGGUCAUCCCAUUGGUAUGUCUGGUGCUCGUUUGGUAACACAUUUGUCGCAUGCUUUGAAGACUGGUGAAUACGGUUGUGCCUCUAUCUGCAAUGGUGGUGGUGGUGCUUCCUCCAUCCUGAUUCAGAAAUUGUAAAUUUCUGAUCAAAAUGAACGAUAAGAAUAAAGUGAAAUUUAUAACCAGAGAUGCAUUUAUAAAAUUAAAAAAAAAUAUAUAUAUUUUUUAUAAAAAGAAAAUUCAAUUUUCGUAAAUUAUUAUGUAACCCCUGUUGAAAAAAAAAACAAUGUGUGAUAUCAGUAUGUGCAUUUGUUUAUGUAUAGAAAAAAAUAAAAAAAGAGAAAAAUCCAGAUAAGAAUAUUGAAGACAUGACUGAGAAUAUUUUAA